Messenger RNA from Sorghum bicolor (sorghum), 1565 nucleotides. RefSeq names its product NAC domain-containing protein 37. The transcript is spliced from 4 exons. The record is from RefSeq and is a predicted model, not a curated record. Bases 201 to 1316 code for a protein of 371 amino acids. Lineage: Eukaryota; Viridiplantae; Streptophyta; Magnoliopsida; Poales; Poaceae. Gene Ontology annotation, molecular function: DNA binding. Gene Ontology annotation, biological process: regulation of DNA-templated transcription.
UCUAUGCCUCUCUCCAGCACAAACCUCUCCUCCUCAUGCUAUUUAUUCUCCCAAACAUAAGCUAGCUAGCUUGCUAGCUUCUGAAAGAUCAAGAACACAUACGCACACUCUUCCUCUCUGACAAGAGCUUGCUUGUUCUGCAACAAACCAGCAGUAUAGAUCGAUCCUCUAUCUAACAAGGUGCAGGUGGAGGUGAUCAUAUGGACUCCAUGGAAUCAUGCGUGCCCCCGGGCUUCAGGUUCCACCCCACCGACGAGGAGCUCGUCGGCUACUACCUCAGGAAGAAGGUGGCCUCUCAGAAGAUCGACCUCGACGUCAUACGCGACAUCGAUCUCUACCGCAUCGAGCCAUGGGAUCUUCAAGAACAUUGCGGGAUCGGGUACGAGGAGCAGAACGAGUGGUACUUCUUCAGCUACAAGGACCGCAAGUACCCGACAGGGACACGGACCAACAGGGCCACCAUGGCCGGGUUCUGGAAGGCGACGGGCAGGGACAAGGCGGUGCACGACAAAAGCCGCCUCAUCGGCAUGAGGAAGACGCUCGUCUUCUACAAGGGAAGGGCGCCCAACGGGCAGAAGACCGACUGGAUCAUGCACGAGUACCGGCUGGAGACUGACGAGAACGCGCCACCACAGGAAGAAGGCUGGGUGGUGUGCCGGGCGUUCAAGAAGAGAACAGCGUACCCAGCAAGGAGCAUGGCGAUGGCAUGGGACCCCAGCUACGCCUAUCGCGAGGUCAGCGCCAUGGGCGCGGCGGUGGCAGCGGAGGCGGCGGCGUUCGUGGACCCCAAUGCGGCGUACGCUCAGAUCAGGCGCCAGUCCAACAAGAGCGCGCGCUUCAAGCAGGAGGCCGAGCUGGACGGCGCUGCUGCCGCGUUGCUGCAGUACUCCUCCAGCCACCUAGUCGAGCUGCCGCAGCUCGAGAGCCCGUCGGCGCCGCUCGCGCCGGCCAACCAGAGCCAGGCGUCAGCCGCUGAUGAGGUGGUGGUGGACGGCGCCGACAGCGGUAGGCGGCCGGGCAAGAAGGCGCGGGCUGAUAAGAUGGCCACGGACUGGAGGGCGCUCGACAAGUUCGUCGCGUCACAGCUCAGCCCCGCCGCGGAGUGCGGCGGCAGCUUGGAGGCGGCCGCAGCAGCAGCGUCGACGGCCGCCGCCGGCAACGUGGGCUCACAGCUGGACCACGUUGAGGAUGAUGACGACAUGGCGGCAUUGCUGUUCCUCAACAGCGACGGGAGGGAGGAAGCGGAGAGGUGGACGGGGCUGCUCGGCCCCGCCGGCGGGGACGGCGACUUUGGACUGUGUGUGUUCGAGAAAUGAGUGGCAGACGCAGGGCGCGCGCGCGCCGCGCGGCGCGUGCACGGUCUGGCGCGGAUGCAUGCAUGCAUACAUGGGAUGGGAUGGUGCAUGUGAUAUAUUAUAUGGAAUAUGCCUGGUUAUAGCUGAAAGUUGGUUUCUCUCCUUUUUUUUUUACCCCUUCUCUACUUCCCUUUGUAUGUUUGCCAACAAAUGUGAUUGUAAUUUUCAUCUGUCUCUGUGCAGAGUCAUAAGAUGCAUGCCAUUCCGGCA